UACUCUGAUACUACAAAGAUGUCUGAUAAUAAUAUUGACUGGUUACACAGCCACAGGGACAUGUGCAAGGUAGAUCUCUACAGCCCAACAGGACAGCAAGAUCAGGACCAGAAAGUGAUAUACUUUGUUGAUGUGUCCACCCUGAACAUGGAAGAUAAAGAUUCUAAGGAUGCUGCUGGUUCCAAUUCAGAAGGUGACUUAAACCUGGAGAAUCUGGAAGAAGAAGAAAUUAUUGUGAUCAAGGAUACUGAGAAGCAAGACUCGUCUAAGAUGGAGAGGUCAGUGUGCCUUUUCAAACAAGCUCCUUCUAAUCCUAUAAGUGUCCUCUAUCAUCUACUCAGUGAUCUUCAGAAAUACACCUUGUGUUUCCAACAGGCACUUAGCCCUGCAUCCUCUAGCUGUAGACGUCAAGUAGGAGACACAGAGGGCAAAUAUCACAAACUGCCCACUGGGAACUGCUACAGAGGCUAUGCCAAUCAACUGAAAAUGGAUUACGUGGACAAAGGACCUCAAGGCCAACAUCUGGAAAUGACAGCGGCCAAAAACACCAACAAUAACCAGAGUCCUUUCACCCCACCAGCCAAAUCUCCUAGCAAUCAGAGGACAGUUAUCUCCCCUGAUGGAGAAUGUUCUACGGAUGACCCUUCCUUCUAUGUCAGCCGACUAUCUCCUCUGGUGAUCCAGAUGGCCCGUAAGAAAAUCAAGGAGAAGUUGGAAGGUGGAAGCAAAUGUCUUCAUCAUUCAAUCUAUCCACCCAGUGGGGACAAGGGAAAAAACAGCCCUCGUAGUGCUGUGAGCAAGAUCACUUCUGAAAUGGCCCAUGAUGCUGUGGAAGUGACCUCUGCAGAAAGGCAGGGCACUGGGGAGGAGUGUAGGGAAGGUGGCCGAAAAACCUUGUAUAGUGAAUUAUCCAACAAGAGCAAAGGUGGAGACAAAUACAUGUGCCAAAGAGACAACAAAGAAUUUGCAGAUUCGAUCAGCAAAAUGUUCAUGGUUUAUGCAAAUCAAGUGGCAUCUGACACAAUGUUCUCUGUCAUGCAGAACUUGAAAGUUCAUAGCUCUGGGAAGCCAAUUCCAGCUUGUGAGGUCGUGAGGAGGGUGCUGUUAAAACACACCAAGGAAAUUGUGUCCGAUUUGAUUGACUCCUGCGUGAAGAACCUACGUAAUAUCACUGGGGUCCUGAUGGCCAACUCAGACUUUUUCUCAACUGUCAGGAGGAAUCUGUUCAACCAUGGGAAACAAAACACUGCUGAUAUCAUGGAGGCCAUGCUGAAGCGUCUUGUCUGUGCUCUUCUUGGGGAAAAAAAGGAAACUAAGUCUCAGAGUUUGUCAUAUGCAUCCUUGAAGGCUGGGUGCCAUGAUCCCAAAUGCAAGAACCAAAGUCUCGAAUUCUCAGCCAUGAAGGCCGAGAUGAAGGGAAGGGGCAAAGGCAAAAUGAAACCAGAGAAGUGCAAGUCAUUGACCAGUGCUGAGAAAGGCAGUGAACAUACCCUCAAGGAGAGCCUGACUAUGUGGAACCAAAAUCAAGUAUGUGAAGGUGAGAACAAACGUUCUGAGCCCAGGACAGACAAAGGAGCCUCCAUGUCCAAGAGGCCUGACAAAGGGGAAGAAAAAUGCCAGGACAAUCAAGAACUUGACUUUAUCAGUGGGAUGAAGCAAGUGAGUCGACAAUUUAUAGAUCAACUGGUAGAAUCUGUGAUGAAGCUGUGCCUUAUCAUGGCUAAGUAUAGCAACAAUGGGGCAGCCCUUGCUGAGUUGGAAGAAUAAGCAGCCUUGGCCAACAACCCCAACUACCAGGCCGGUGGCCCCAGAUGUAGUCAUGAUGCUGCGAUGUCACAGAACUAUCAAGACUCUCCUGGAACUGAAGUCAUUGUCAAUAAUCAGUGCUCAACAAGUAGCUUGCAAAAGCAGCUCCAGGCUGUCCUGCAGUGGAUUGCAGCCUCACAAUUUAACAUACCCAUGCUCUACUUCAUGGGAGAUGAUGCUGGACAACUGAAGAAGCUUCCUGAAGUUUCAGCUAAAGCAGCAGAGAAGGGGUACAGGGUAGGAGAUCUUCUUCAAGAGGUCAUGAAGUUCACCAAGGAACAACCACUGGAUGAAGCCGUGGGAAACAUGGCUAGAAAACAACUGCUAGACUGGCUGCUCACUAACCUGUGA
Messenger RNA from Globicephala melas (long-finned pilot whale), 2157 nucleotides. It is a transcript of the gene AKAP4, whose product is annotated as A-kinase anchoring protein 4. Gene Ontology annotation, biological process: intracellular protein localization. Gene Ontology annotation, cellular component: sperm principal piece; sperm fibrous sheath; cytoplasm. The record is from RefSeq and is a predicted model, not a curated record. NCBI's taxonomy places the organism in Eukaryota, Metazoa, Chordata, Mammalia, Artiodactyla, Delphinidae. Gene Ontology annotation, molecular function: protein kinase A binding.